ACCGCUUUAAUCAGGGAGCUGUACGAACGCAUUUACUUUGGCGGUUGUGAACCUUCCCUGCGAAAGGAGAUCUGGCCUUUCCUCCUGGGUCACUAUCCCUGGUCAGCAACGGACGCACAGAUCGCCGAGAUUGACAGAAUCACACGUGCAGCCUAUGAAAAGGCCGUUUCCGAGUGGUUGGCUGUGGAGGCCAUCAUACAACAACGUGAAAAGGACGCAAUUCUAGAACGUGAACGCAACUUCGUGGAGACAAUGUCGCGAAUAGAGGACUCUAACCAAUCAUCACCGUCCCCGAGUCCAAGGCAGAAUGGUCGUUGGCCACCCCUUCAUCGGGCUAAUUCCAAUCAACUUGGUCCCCAGUCCGACAAGCCUACUAUGGAGGUUAGCGUGAAGUUUUCGUCUCAGUGA
Dibothriocephalus latus is the source of this 408-nucleotide messenger RNA. Lineage: Eukaryota; Metazoa; Platyhelminthes; Cestoda; Diphyllobothriidea; Diphyllobothriidae. The record is from the annotation of a GenBank genome assembly.